CGGGACGGCGGGCGUGAAGGGGGCGGGCUCGGGCCGCUCCCCCUCCCUCCUCCUGCCCGGUCUGCGUCCGCGCUCUCGGCUUCACCUUGCAUCAUCUCCAGCCUGCGGCUGCCCCUGGGAGGCUGGGCGCGGCGCGAUCCUCUCCGCCGGUGGCUCCAGCCCGCACUCUGCGCCUCUCGUCGCCCUUCUCGCACCUGGUCCUGCUCCAGGCCCGUAGACCCCUGGGGCGGCUUCCCUGAACCUGCGGAGCUCAGUGGCCGUCGCCCGCCACCUCUAGCUGGGAGCGUCGUGCAGCGCCAUGGAGAAAAGCAACGAGACCAACGGCUACCUCGACAGCGCCCAGGCGGGGCCUGCGGCCGGGCCUGGAGCUCUAGGGACCGCGGCGGGACGCGCCGGGCGUUGUGCGGGCUUCCUGCGGCGCCAAGCGCUGGUGCUGCUCACCGUGUCCGGGGUGCUGGCGGGCGCGGGCCUGGGCGCGGCGCUGCGCGGGCUCAGCCUGAGCCGCACGCAGGUCACUUACCUGGCCUUCCCCGGCGAGAUGCUGCUCCGCAUGCUGCGCAUGAUCAUCCUGCCGCUGGUGGUCUGCAGCCUGGUGUCGGGCGCCGCCUCCCUCGACGCCAGCGCCCUCGGGCGUCUGGGCGGCAUCGCCGUCGCCUACUUUGGCCUUACCACGCUGAGUGCCUCUGCGCUCGCAGUGGCCUUGGCAUUCAUCAUCAAGCCAGGGUCCGGUGCGCAGACCCUUCAGUCCAGCGACCUGGGGCUGGAGGACUCGGGGCCUCCUCCCGUCCCCAAAGAGACGGUGGACUCUUUCCUCGACCUGGCCAGAAACCUGUUUCCCUCAAAUCUUGUGGUUGCAGCUUUCCGCACGUAUGCAACCGAUUAUAGAGUUGUGACCUACAGCACCAGCUCUGGAAAUGUAACCCAUGAAAAGAUCCCCAUGGGCACUGAGAUUGAAGGGAUGAACAUUUUAGGAUUGGUCCUGUUUGCUCUGGUGUUAGGAGUGGCCUUAAAGAAACUAGGCUCUGAAGGAGAAGACCUCAUCCGUUUCUUCAAUUCCCUUAAUGAGGCGACAAUGGUGCUGGUGUCCUGGAUUAUGUGGUACGUACCUGUGGGCAUCAUGUUCCUUGUUGGAAGCAAGAUUGUGGAAAUGAAAGACAUCAUCGUGCUGGUGACCAGCCUGGGGAAAUACAUCUUCGCAUCUAUAUUGGGCCAUGUUAUUCACGGAGGAAUUGUUCUGCCACUUGUUUAUUUUGUUUUCACACGAAGAAACCCCUUCAGAUUCCUCCUGGGCCUCCUCGCCCCAUUUGCGACAGCAUUUGCCACCUGCUCCAGCUCAGCGACCCUUCCCUCCAUGAUGAAGUGCAUCGAAGAGAACAAUGGUGUGGACAAGAGGAUCAGCAGGUUUAUUCUCCCCAUCGGGGCCACUGUGAACAUGGACGGAGCAGCCAUCUUCCAGUGUGUGGCCACGGUGUUCAUCGCCCAACUUAACAACGUAGAGCUCAAUGCAGGGCAGAUUUUCACCAUUCUAGUCACCGCCACAGCGUCCAGUGUUGGAGCAGCAGGUGUGCCAGCUGGAGGGGUCCUCACCAUUGCCAUUAUCCUGGAGGCCAUUGGGUUGCCUACUCAUGACCUGUCUCUGAUCCUGGCUGUGGACUGGAUUGUGGAUCGUACCACCACUGUGGUGAAUGUGGAAGGGGAUGCCCUGGGCGCGGGCAUUCUCCACCACCUGAAUCAGAAGGCAACGAAGAAAGGCGAGCAGGAACUGGCUGAGGUGAAAGUGGAAGCCAUCCCCAACUGCAAGUCUGAGGAGGAGACAUCACCCCUGGUGACACACCAGAAUCCCCCUGGCCCCGUGGCCAGUGCCCCAGAACUGGAAUCCAAGGAGUCGGUUCUGUGAGGGGGCUGGGCUUUGGGAUUGCCUGCCAGCAGUGGUGUCCCACCCUGUUUACCCAGCCUCCAGUCGUGGACACAGGGCACUGCCCUUGCCAACUUUUAAUCUCCCAAGCAAUGCUUUGGCUCAGUCGCUGGCCUGAGGCUUACCUCUCGGCACUGGCCUCGGGCUCCCCAGCAGGAACUGGUUACCAAGGACCAGGACACUCUGACAUUUGGCUUAAUCCAUGUCUAGGUGCAGCUGUGUGUACACCAGGGAUCUGUUUGGACCCCUUGAGCUGCCAGGCUCAAGAAACCAUGGACUCACAGGGUCCUGUGGUUACACCUUGGAAAAAUGCAGAUGUAUUUCACUGUCCCCGGUCAGCUCUGCAUCAGGUGUUUUCUAAGCAAACCAAGGGGUAUAGUCACCUAUUGCAUUGCCUCGAGUUGUAGUAAUUGAAAAAAUACCCAAAUUCUUAGCUGGACUUUGCUGAGCUGGGACUCAGGUGUUUAAAGAGUUUGUGCUACAGCUAGUUGUGGGUGUCUUCCGAUCCCUGGGUUCUGGGAGACUGCAGGUGCCGUACAGCGUCAAGUUAGAAAUUCUCCAGGUGGGUGUUAGCACUGUGGUGGGGAGGCGGGUUUCUGGUCCACAGCCUUAGGUAAACAUCUUAGAUUCUGAGGUCAAAGAAAAAAGGAGAGGAAAUGCAGCUUUGUGGGGGUGGGUGGGGGGAGCGGAGCGUUCUCUAAUCAGGACAGGACAGGUUUCACACACAGUUGUCCCAGUUCUCAUCCAGUCCUAGGGCACUUUUCUCCCUCCUUCCAGAGGCCUGGGCCUCUGACAACACUGUAGCUUUAUCUCCAUUCACUCUGAUUUGGCAACAGGCCAGAGAGGGCCCUCCUUCCCUGGGGAAGUGUGAUGUAGUCAUAUCCAGGACGCUUGUUGGUUUAUCAAUCUAUUAUUUGAAUUCAACUGGACUCUGUAAAAUGCUGCACUGAAGCAAAAACAAUAGCCACCACCCCAGAGAAAACCAUGUACUAACUGGAGUGGGGCACCCCCAUUCACAGAUUCCCAGGCCCCCUGGAUUUGGCUGAUUUCAAAAUAUAGAUCCCUUUCUUGCCAGUACCUCCACAUUUAAAAUUAUCAGUGAAAUGGUCCACGUUUUUCCAGUUACCUGCUGAUGUUCUAAUCUUCUAAUCUAAGUAAGGGGCUUUCAUAGAGGAGUUUACCAGUGAGAGGGAAGAUCUGAGAACCUACUGUUUGACUGUGGUUGUUGACACAUAUUCAUGAUGUAACAGGUCCUGGGGCCUCACUUUACCCCAUUUGUAAGAUGGGGCUAAUAUCACCUGCCUCUUACCUACCUCAGAGGGAUUUGGUGAGGCAAACUGUUAAUCUGUGAAAAUGACCAUUUCACUUCUUGGCUAUCAAGUGCCGACCCAGUAUGCUCUUCUUUUUUGUGUAAGGGGCAGCCUUCUCUACCCAGUCCUUCUGCUGGUGAGGACAGCCUUUCUGAGCAGAGCUUUGUUCUCUAUGCGCAUUAGGACUUUUAUCUAUGCCACUUGUUCUGUGUGUAGUUAGCAUCAAACGCAGCCUCUUCCUCAUGUCCUUCAAGUUUUCAUGAACUAGUGACCCCACUUUCCACCACAGUUCUGGGCACCUGACUUCGCUGUGACUCUCAGACCCAGGCACUGUUUCUGCUACCCUGUAACAGGCCAUUAAAGCGCCCCAGGGAACAAGCGCUUCAUUCCCUUGUUUUCCCUGUUGCUGUGUCACCUGGGCCCUACAGACGGGGGCACACAUUAAUGGUUGUGUGUACCACUGAGAAUGGGUGGAUGGAACUGAGAUCAUCAAGCCACACCCCCUUCUUAAAACUGGGGAUAUGUGCCUGAGCAGAAGGGGUGAAGGAAAGGGGACACAGAGUUGAGCCAGCCAAGGGGAAAGCUCAGCUCUCUUUAAACCAGCUAAGCCAUUCAGUCUCCUGUGAAGCCAGGAGGGACCAGGAACCAUGUAGAGGAAACUGGAAACUUUUCCCCACUGGGUAGAGCCUGCUGCUCAUUUCUGUUUUUUUUUGUUUUGUUUUUUGAGACAGAGUCUUGCUCUGUCACCCAGGCUGGAGUGUAGUGGCACGGUCUCAGCUCACUGCAGCCUCCGCCUCCUGGGUUCAAGCAAUUCUCCUGCCUCAGCCUCUUGAGUUGCUUGGAUUAUAGUUGCAGGCCACCACGCCCAGAUAAUUUUUGUAUUUUUAUUAGAAAUGGGGUUUCACCAUGUUGGUCAGGCUGGUCUCGAACGCAUGACCUUGUGAUCUGCCUGUCUCGGUCUCCCAAACUGCUGGGAUUACAGGUAUGAGCCACCGCGCCUGGCCUACUCUUCUGUUUUCAAGGGGAAACAAUCACAUUGUUUGAUUCCAGAUGGCAAAUGAACACUAUUUUUCAGGCUUCAGUAAAUCUUUUUCUUCUUUCACAUACACACACACACACACACACACACACACACAUCUAUACACACAUAUGUGUUAUAUGUGUGUGUUGUGUAUACAUGUGUGUAUAUAUUGUUUUAGCUUCAAGCCCAACAAGUUUGUGUUUGGAGAGAGGUGAACUUAACUAAUAACUACAAGUUGUAUGUCUUUGGUAUCUUGAUUUUCCCGUUCCUAAAGAUGAAUUUCACAAAGCCGUAAAACAUGAAAUUAGAGCUGGACUUGAGACUCAUUGGCCAACCAUCGUAUCCUGGCCUGGUCCUGCAGUAAGAAGCAUGGUCUUAGAAGGGUGGCCCUUCCCCUUGGAGGCAAAAAGAGAGAAUGUACCAUGUGUCUUCCUGGCUUUCAGAACAGAGUUGGUAGACCUGGGGUUACCUGACUGGGGAAAAUCUCACAUCUCCUUGUCUGAAAACGUUUCCCCUGCUGUUCUCUUUCUAACAUGUUGUCAUAAAUCUGUUCGGAUACUGUUCAUCUGACUGUUUUGUACAUGUGACAAUUGCCUUAAAAUAUAGCACAGUCCUCAGAAAUGAAUACAAUGUUUCCACCGG
Molecule: messenger RNA, 4888 nt
Organism: Callithrix jacchus (white-tufted-ear marmoset)
Lineage: Eukaryota; Metazoa; Chordata; Mammalia; Primates; Cebidae
Gene: SLC1A4
Product: solute carrier family 1 member 4
Biological process (GO): L-glutamate transmembrane transport; L-serine transport
Cellular component (GO): plasma membrane
Molecular function (GO): symporter activity; L-alanine transmembrane transporter activity; L-aspartate transmembrane transporter activity
Source: RefSeq, a predicted model, not a curated record